AUGGCAGAAACUAACUAGGAUUAAUAAAUGGAAACAAAGAUUGAGGAAUAAAAAUAAAACUAAGAUAAAAAGAAGACUAAAUAUUAGAAAAAAAAUAAGAAAAAUACACAUCAAGAAGAAUAGAAAUAAAAUAAUUCUGAAUAAUAGGACGAAUAAGAAGAUAAUAAUUAAGGAUUUAAAAUAUAUCCCCAUAAAGUAGAUCACAAAUUUAUCAGUCAAGUAGAUUUUGCAUAAUUUGACAAACUAUUUAACAGCGAUAUAGAGAAAGAUCAACAAGAGGCAGUUCUUUAUUUAAAAGCAUUUGUAAAAGAAAAAAAGCCUACUCUUAUUAACUUUUUUGAUAUUUUCGAUCACUAUUUUAAGAAAGAAGAGAAUAAAGGUUUGCUCGAAAAAUCUGUCUUGAAAAUGUUUACUAUCUUAAAAUGCCUUUCUUCUUUGCAAGCAAAUUCCAUAAUAUACAAGAGCUUUUUUUGUGUUAUUCAACAUAAUUCUGUUAAAAUACCUGAUUAAGAUAAAUAAUACAUGGAAGAAAUAACUUAAGCCUGGAAAUACGUUCAUACAGACUCUUUAAGUACCUUCCUCACGAUCUUUGAUAUAACAAACUAAAUUAAGAAAAAAGAUGUUAGCUAAGAAGUUAAAGAUUUGAUUGUGUUAUAAAAGUACUAAGAAGCAGUUAAAAUAAUAUCCGUCUUUUCAAACUAUACCAGCGAAUUAGCUCCUCAAUUAAUUCACUCAUUAACUAAUAACAAAGAUGCAAGCAAGGCUGCUGAUAUGAUAAAAUAAUUUAAAUUGAAUCCUAAUAAUUUCCCAGAAGUAGAAAUUAGACUUAAAAAAAUGAGCAUGAGAUAUAAUUUGAGAACUUACAGCUGGGAGUUUGUUGCCGAACUUUUUAGAGAAUAAAAAGAUAUUUUGGCUUAUGCUGUAGAAGAUCUUUUGUACAAUAAAUAAUAUAACGAAGCCUACUCAAUUUUAAAAUCUGAUGAAUAAAUUAUAAAAUAUGUCCAUAAAAAGGAAUCAUUAGAAGCAUUAAAUGACCCUUCAAUUAAAUUUGAAGUUUUACCAAAUAAACUCUACACAAUGGAUUACUUUAGUCCUUAGUCUGAAAACAUAGGUUUGGAACCCGAAGGAACUCAUUUAAAUUUAUCUAAAGAUUUUGGCAUAACAAGGGAUAAAGUAUUUUUUAUAAAUAAUGUAAAAAGCUAAGAUUUUGAAUUUGCAAAGAAAGAAUUAGAAAGUGCUAAAUAAAUAGGUUUAGAUGGUGAAUUUAGACCUGCUGUAACAAAAUUAGAUAACAAUUCUUAAUCACUUGCAUUGUUGCAGCUUGCAACUUAAAACUACUGCUUCUUGUUUGAUCCUAUGGCGUUAAAAAAUGAAAAAGAAUAUGAAUUACUUUAAUAAAACAUUUUCUAAAAUCCUAAUAUUUUGAAAAUUGGGCAUACAAUAUCUGGGGAUAUCAGCAUGGUAGCAUCAUAAUUAAAUGGAUAACUAAACUUUAAAGGUAGCUUAGACUUGGCAAAGCUCCACAAAGUUAAAAACCCUGAAUAAAAAUAGAGCUCUCUUUCUUUUAUAGCAAAAUUCUAGUUAGGAAAAGCUUUAUGUAAAGGCGAACAGACUUCUAAUUGGUCAUAAAGACCUUUGAGAGAAGCUUAAAUCCACUAUGGCGCCUUAGAUGCAUAUAUAUCAAUAGCCUUAUACAACAAAUACAUUGAAUUAUAUGGCGAAAAGGAUUUAAAUUAAUUUGUUGAAAGGAUUUGA
This is a messenger RNA of Tetrahymena thermophila SB210, 1755 nucleotides long. RefSeq names its product 3'-5' exonuclease. Gene Ontology annotation, molecular function: 3'-5' exonuclease activity; nucleic acid binding. Gene Ontology annotation, biological process: nucleobase-containing compound metabolic process. NCBI's taxonomy places the organism in Eukaryota, Ciliophora, Oligohymenophorea, Hymenostomatida, Tetrahymenidae. The transcript is spliced from 9 exons. The record is from RefSeq and is a predicted model, not a curated record.